Molecule: messenger RNA, 2073 nt
Organism: Verruconis gallopava
Lineage: Eukaryota; Fungi; Ascomycota; Dothideomycetes; Venturiales; Sympoventuriaceae
Exons: 1
Coding region: 749-1852 (367 amino acids)
Biological process (GO): lipid metabolic process
Molecular function (GO): phosphoric diester hydrolase activity
Source: RefSeq, a predicted model, not a curated record
AUUGCCAUUCGUCGUUCUCGCACGUUUCUAUUACUAUCUCACUAUUUCACCUCCGCUCGCCAUUACCAUCCUUAGCAGGAGUAUGCGCUGUUGACUCUGACGGCUUCUUCGCAGGACCUGAAUAAUGUCACCCGGCCCACUGUUGCUCUCCUUUUGCUUCGCCUGAGAUUCGUCAUGGAUAGGCUGCGUGGGCGGAGCCAAACGCAGUCUCAGACCGCUCUCGUUUCGGCUUAGGACACUGCCGCGCAAAAAACUCGUCAGCUCGUGUUCCCACCACACAUCUCUGGUCUUGGAUGCAAACGUAUACUCCAGCGUGGCUAUGUUGUGCGUCCGGGGGAUGGACCCUCACUCGACACGUACGAAUGGUGUGCGGUCUCCGCCAUUCUUGAAUACAAUAGUUCGUCUUCGUCCAGAUCCGUUGUUUGAUGAUGCCGUUCUGGUUUCACUGCUAGCUUUCGUUCUUCUUUCGUUCUCAGUCGACCACUUGAUACCGUCGUUUGACCUGGCUCGAUUCUGUGCUUGAAGGCCAUCCUCUACUGGUCUUCUGAACUUACAUCACAAUCCAUCGCUUGCAGGCGUCGAUCUUCAAGAUUAAUUCGCUGUCUCGCCUUUUUAUUCGACAUUUUGCUCAGUGACAUUUCUAAGGGCUUUUCCACUCUUGGCCAUUGGCGUUCAUCGGACUUCCAGUCGAUUGCCAAAUCCGUACAUUAAACUUCGGCCCACCAAGGACUUCUGGUAAAAGGACGCAAUGAAUUCCUUACUGGCAUCGACGGCGCUAUUUUUCUCUCUCUUCGGCAGCACAGCGUUUGCUCGACCCCAGACCACGUCUACUUCAACAGCUUGCAAUAAUUCACCCUCACUUUGCAGUCGUUCGUACGCCAACGUGACAUAUCUCGGCGCACACGACAGUGCCUUUAUUUCGAACUCAAGCAACGGCUAUGACAUCUCGGGAAAUCAGUAUUUCAACACAACCACACAGCUCAAUGCCGGAGUGCGGCUGCUUCAGUCGCAGAUUCAGUCGGCCGGUUCAUCCAACUCGUCGAGCGACCUGCAUCUAUGCCACACGUCAUGCAGUUUGCUAGACGCCGGCACUGUCGAGAGUUGGUUGACUGAAGUCAAGACCUGGAUGGACUCAAACCCCAACGAGGUUGUCACUAUGCUGCUCGUCAAUGGCGCCAAUGCGGAUGCUACAACCUUGGGCGAGAUCUUCACCAACUCCGGCAUCACCAAAUACGCAUACACCCCAACCUCGUCGACCCCGUCCUCGUGGCCCACACUCCAGGAGAUGAUCAGUGCAGACACCCGCCUUGUCAUCUUCAUCGCUUCCCUGAGCUCAAACACGGGGGCCGAGUUCCUGCUGAAUGAGUUCGACUACGUGUGGGAGAACAACUACGAUGUAACUGACGCCUCGAACUUCACUUGCACACCUGCGCGCCCAUCUGCGGUGGCGGGCUCGCUUUCCACGGCCAAGUCUUCCGGACGAAUGUUCCUGAUGAACCACUUCCUCGACCAGAAUGAACUCAUUGCGCAGGUCCCGGACGUAGCUGCUGCAAACACGACCAACAGCCCUGACACCAGUAUUGUGGGCUCUCUGGGCUACUCUGCCUCGCAAUGCACAUCGCAAUAUGGCGCCCCGCCCAAUUACAUUCUUGUGGACUGGUUCAACGUUGGCCCCGCCAUCUCGACCGUAGACUCUUUGAACGGCGUUACCGCGGCGACUGGGCGGGAGCAAGUAACCACUGCAAAUUUGAAAGUCGCGUCUUCUUCUUCAAGCGACUCGAGACGAACAGAGAGCAGCGCUCUUGCGUUGGUCAUUGGAUUCGCUGUCGCAGCCAGUGUUGGUUGGAUAUGAGCCUUAGCAUAAGUCAUGAUGAAAUGCAUGGAAAUCGGCGUUUUUUGGCAGUUCUGUUUACGUGUUACCCGGAAUUGGGCAUGACAUAUUUUGCAUCGACGCAGCGGAUCCAUUCGCAUAGCAUUUUGGGGACUAGAAUACCAGCGACGCCAGAAUCCGACGACGGUCUCGUACGUAGACGCUAGACAUUGAUUGAAAUGAAAUGUCUUUUCCCAAUCAAA